Molecule: messenger RNA, 1997 nt
Organism: Dicrocoelium dendriticum
Lineage: Eukaryota; Metazoa; Platyhelminthes; Trematoda; Plagiorchiida; Dicrocoeliidae
Source: the annotation of a GenBank genome assembly
UUUAAGCUCUAGCGAUCAAUAGAUACACUAUAUCUGGCCGGCUUCCCAGAUGGGGAACUGCACCUGCCGCACACAAAGCACAAACAAAAUCAACGAAAACAUCAUCCUACCUUCAACAAUUCCUGAGGAAAUCCCUGACGCCCGUGGGGACUGUGCGCGGUCGGUUGGCACUUUGACAGAGGUUAUCAAGAAAGCAAAAGGGACGCAGUGCCAGAUACUUCAACCAAAGAAAGUGAACAGAAUCAGCUGCUUUCCCACUCGGUUUUGUCAUUGUAUUUGUGCUAUCCCAAUGUGCAGGGCGACACCACAAAUGUGUCAACAAAAGGAACUUGAAACAAGCUGUUGCAAACUAUCGACUCACAAUGCAUUGCCCUUGUUAACAGUCCAGGAGCAUAAAAAAUGUGAACUUUGCUUAACGGACUGUUCUUCUGUUGGACAUAAUAAAAAUGAGUCCGGUCUGCAAUGUGAGUGUUUUGAAUAUGAACCAUAUUUAUCAACAAAGCAAUCGUUGCAGACACGGCAAGACAGUUACCGUUGCAACCAUAUCGCUAGUGCAUCCGCUCCAGGAGAUUACAGUAAUAACAAAGAUAAUUCUCAUCCGAACUUUGCCAUCAAAGUAGCAAAGGUAUUCCCACAGACUUCCAACGAUCAGUUGACGGCGCAUUUGCCUCGUCAAGACGAGCCUAGUCUAAUGCCCAGAGUUACCUCAUUUCCUAAGACGGACACAGCGUACGGAUUGAUAGUCAACCCAAGGAGUAGAUCAGCUCCAAACCUACAUUUUGUGUGCACAUCUGAUGAAAUCCCGACGAGAGGCCAUUUGGAAUACACGUGGUCAAGAGACCCUAGUGUUGCUGCCAAGGGUGCUUCACUGACUCGUAGCAAUUCAUGUAGCGCGCUAGUUGAUGAGAAAACACCAAAUUACUGGUGUCCAGCGCAAGUUAAGAGUGCCAGGUUACAGCGAAAUCGAUACACGCACUCCCCUGUGUCACGCAGUUAUUCUCCCCUAGUAAAGCAGCUGGAAACAAUUGAUGAAUUCUUUCCUUUCCACCCUCGCUGUCAUGCAACCCACCCCAGAAAAAUACGUCGUAGCUCCCCAAAGAAUGUCCUUCAGCGGAAUCAUUUCCCCGGAUCAACACCAUCACAACUCACGUAUAAUGGCAGUGUACCUUUCAAGUGUCUAAAUGCAGUGUUUCACUCAUUUCACACAAUACCAACGACAGGAAGUAUAGCAGAUAACUUUCAUCCCACGUGCUUAGCUGAAAGAAACCAGCCUACCAUUGAGGCAGACGUAUUUAAUCAUGAAAAUUGCUACUGUUUCUAUGGAUCUCAACCGAGUUUUCCUUGUUCUGGCAACCGUUGCUCUGCACAUUCUCAACCAUUACUGGGCCACUGUUGGCAUGAUCCUAGUUGGACAUAUUACCAGAAUUUUGCGCAAAUUCCACCCUCGUCCCAAUCCUGUGUCGGCUACUGUCCUUAUUACCUAAAACUACGUCACCAAUCAAGCCAUAACGCAAGGAAGACAAAGCAGCCUGGUGAAUUCAAUGCGACCAAAUGGUCGCCUGCAAAAUAUCGGUCGGUGAAACCUGACUGUAGACGGUCAAGAUCGAUCAGUCAGACCAACACAAGGCAGUGCUUAGCAAAACCGGAAACAAAGUUGGCCGGGGAGAAAACAUUAUACUCAAGUCACCCCAGUGACUCAUGUAAACACCGAUUUUAUCUCAAGGACUCUUAUGGAAUCGAUAGAGUGCUGGCUGAUCCUUGUGACAGACGCAUUCGGGCUAUAUGUGAUCGAUUCCAGUGUGAUCUAGAGGUGUAUUCAAAAAUACCCAAAAGCGGAUACAUGCAAUAUGUGAUUGACAUAUCCUCACCUUCUCUGUGGGCCCUACACUGUUGUGCAAGGGCUCUGGACUCAUCAUUAAACUGGUGUCUCUCACCACAGCUAGCCCAAACACCUGUGAGUAGCACGCUGAGUAAAUCCCCAUAGAAGUGAAUGCUUU